AUGUCGGGCCCACCUAGAGUCCGAUCCAUGAAUUUCACGGUUGCCAACCCCGACUCGCGUCCAGUGCUCGUCCCGGCAAGCAAUAAAGUUCAACCCGCAGUCGAUGGACGCAAGCCGAUGAAGAAAUUGAUGCCAGAGACAGAGAAGAAGUUGGAAUACAUCUCCGCUUCUCCUCCGUUUAUUUUGCGCCAACAUGAGCGUCACCAGGGUUUUUCAUCAUAUCAUACCUCUAAUGAAGAAGGAGGAUUAGAACAAUCAAAAUGUGACAGCAAGAUUCAUUCGAUUGUGUUUCUGACCAAAAGGGUACGUUCCACCUUUGGUCUUUGGCGUCCAUGGGGUGUGUUCUUUACUGUCUUUGUUGUUUGUCUUGGUUUGGCAGCUGAGAGAAAAAAAAAGAACAUAGGUUGUUUUGGAUGCUGCAAAAAAACUCCAGAGAUUACUUCAAUGGAUGAAGCUUCUAAAGGACUAAGAGGUCAAGAACAACCAGUGACUAGAAUGGAAGGAUCAGAUGGCUUCUGGAGCAGCAGCACUUUUGAAUUAGACCCCAGUGAAGCUCACUCGCAGAGAAGCAUGUCAUCAAUCGGAAUAUCAAAUAAUCCUUCUGAUCCUCAAAGUAUUGGAGGCAGUCAAAGUGGUCCUCCUGAAUUUGUCAACCAUGGGCUUCUUCUCUGGAACCAGAUAAGGCAACAAUGGGUAGGAAAGAAAGGGUCUGAGAGUAUCACAGAAAUUCAAGAACCAAGAAUAAGUUCCAAUGCAACCUAUGACACCUUACUUGGGAGCAACAAGCCCUUUCCCCAACGCAUUCCUUUGAGAGAAAUGGUUGACUUUCUUGUUGAUGUUUGGGAUCAAGAGGGUUUGUAUGACUGACCAAACAAAAAUGUAAGUUUUUGUUUUUCCAAGGAUUUUGGAGGAGAGGUUAUGUGGAAUUUGUUUGUUGUUACAAUAGCUGUGAAUGGAAUAACUUCAAAAUUUUCGCUUUC
Molecule: messenger RNA, 980 nt
Organism: Vigna angularis (adzuki bean)
Lineage: Eukaryota; Viridiplantae; Streptophyta; Magnoliopsida; Fabales; Fabaceae
Exons: 7
Coding region: 1-867 (288 amino acids)
Source: RefSeq, a predicted model, not a curated record